Hermetia illucens (black soldier fly) is the source of this 1886-nucleotide messenger RNA. RefSeq names its product phosphatidylserine decarboxylase proenzyme, mitochondrial (gene Pisd). Gene Ontology annotation, molecular function: phosphatidylserine decarboxylase activity. Lineage: Eukaryota; Metazoa; Arthropoda; Insecta; Diptera; Stratiomyidae. Gene Ontology annotation, biological process: phosphatidylethanolamine biosynthetic process. The record is from RefSeq and is a predicted model, not a curated record. The coding region runs from base 185 to 1504 and encodes 439 amino acids. The transcript has 8 exons. Gene Ontology annotation, cellular component: mitochondrion.
AGCUGAUCGCACAUGUAUUUAAAAGUGAGUGUGGGAGUUGUUUGUUCUCAGUUUUAUAAAGUUUUAGCGCAAUUAAGUUAUUCUUGAAAAGUACGAAUUGUCGUCGGGUCUCGUGUAGUGCACGCAAAAAUAUUGCAAGUUUCUAGUUGGAUUUUAUGUAAUUGUACAUUAGACGUUGCUCGAAAUGGCCGUGUAUUUUAUGCCAAAGAAUCAUCUAAUUACAAAGGCCUCUACCCUAAAAUCUUUCCCAAACAAAUGGACCAUAAGAUGGGCAACGACACGUCGAAAUCUAUCAAAUAAAGUUUCAGGUACGCCCGGAAUUAAUACUACAUCACAACAAACACAAACAUCAUAUGGACAACAUCGUGAUAAGAAAAAAGGUAAAUUCAGUAAAUUAAAAAGCCUCCAAUUGGAAUGGAGUUGGAAAGCGGGGGCUAGUUUCACUAUAUUAUCAGUAUUGGAUUGGUGGUUGUUGGCUGCAGGAUGGUUUACAUGGUCGGGACUGUUGACACGAUGGACCCCCAUAGGCGUUUGCGUCUUUGCUGCACUUGAGUGGCACUAUCAUACACGUAAAUUGGAAAAGCAGGGGCUACCUAUUACAGCGUCAGAAAUACAGAGAAUCGCCUACUGCUCUUUACCUUUACGGCUUGUUAGUCGAUGCUGGGGCUGGGUAGCAUCGUGCCCUGUUCCACCAGCGCUAAGACCAACAGUUUUCGGUGCCUAUGUGAACGCCUUCGAUGUCAACAUGGAAGAAGCGGAAAAUCCCGAGUUGAAGCAAUACCGCAGUCUUUCCGAGUUUUUCACUCGUACACUCAGAAAUGAUGUGCGUGUCAUUGAUAAAGCAAGUCUCGUUUCACCCGCCGAUGGUCGAGUUUUACAUUUCGGUUCAGCGACUGAAUCACGAAUUGAACAGGUGAAAGGAAUUACUUACAGUUUAGACGCAUUUUUGGGACCACCAAGUUGGACUAAAAAUGAAAAUUGUUCUAGCUGUGCUGAUGCUCUUAAACUUAAUAAAGAUUCUGCACUGUAUCAGUGCGUUAUUUAUUUAGCACCCGGGGAUUAUCAUAGAUUUCAUUCGCCAGCCAAAUGGGAGCCAGAAAUUCGACGCCACUUUACCGGUCAGCUACUAUCAGUUAGUCCAAAAAUUGCAGAAUGGUUACCGGGACUAUUUUGCUUAAACGAACGUGCAUUGUAUAUUGGAAAAUGGGAGUAUGGAUUUUUCAGUUUUACUGCAGUAGGAGCUACAAACGUUGGAUCUGUACAAAUAUACUUCGACGAUGGGUUGAAGACAAACAAAUAUGUCCUGGGUCCACUGAAGAGGAAACGAUACGACGAGCGACAACUUCCUGAAGGAAUGACUCUAGAGAAAGGCGAUCUAGUUGGUCAAUUCAACAUGGGCAGUACAAUCGUGUUAAUUUUUGAAGCACCAAAGAAUUUCGAAUUCACAAUUGUCCCUGGACAAAAAAUUAAAUUCGGCGAAAAACUUGGCGAGGUUCGAACGUAAAUGUGAUUGAUUUUAAGUUUUAUAUGAAACUGUGAAGCUCGAAAAAAACAAAUGCUAAAAUGUCAGUGAUUUUCUAUUUAAUAGAGCUUAUGAAGAUAGUAUAGACUUAGAUAGGCUAUUUUCAAAGCAAUUUAAAGUCUUCAAUUCGAUGUAGUGCAUAUUGCACAAUAUUCACUGAAUUGUGUUUGAUUCUUUUUCUAGAAUGGAUGCAAUAGAAGAUUUUAAAUGGCAGCCACACUCUGUAAUGUAAUUAGGUAUUUAAGAUUUAAAUACGAAAAGACAAAUCGAUUUUGUUUCGAAACCAGUCCCUAUUUGUAAUGAUAUUGAAAUGCCUUAGAAAUACAAAUAUAUUUUGUUAUGUUUCAAAUAUAUAAGGUAGAAC